Molecule: messenger RNA, 2502 nt
Organism: Oryza sativa Japonica Group (Japanese rice)
Lineage: Eukaryota; Viridiplantae; Streptophyta; Magnoliopsida; Poales; Poaceae
Source: RefSeq, a predicted model, not a curated record
GCAGUGAUGUGAUGAUGGUGAAAUGGAAGAAGUUGGCGUUUGGGAAAAAAGGUCGCUUUCGAGGUCGAGCAGAGAAAAAAGGGAGGCCUUUGCGAGGCGAGGAGAGCGAGACCCCUGUGAUCCCAAUUAACCACCCGCCACCGCCACGCCGCCGGCGACCCCCUCCUCGGCGAGAUCGAGAUCGAGAUGCCGCCCACGCCGCCGCCUGAGCUGGACCUCCUCGACACCGAGCCGGAGUUCGCCGAGGUUGACCCCACCGCCCGCUACGGAAGGUACACGGAGGUCCUCGGCAAGGGCGCCUUCAAGACGGUCUAUAAGGCUUUUGAUCAACUGGAAGGUCUGGAAGUUGCUUGGAACCAGAUCAAAGUGGGUGAUAUACUUCGGAAUAAUGAUGACUUGGAGAGACUUAGAUCAGAAGUCCGGUUGCUGAAGACCCUCAAGCAUAAGAAUAUAAUCAAGUUCUACAAUUCUUGGCUCGACAAGAAAAACAACAACAUAAAUUUCAUCACAGAAGUCUUCACAUCAGGGACACUGCGCCAGUACCGUAUUAAGCACAAGAAGGUAGAUGUUAGAGCAUUAAAGAAAUGGUCAAGGCAAAUCUUGAGUGGCCUUGUCUACCUCCACAGUCAUGAUCCACCAGUAAUUCAUAGAGAUCUUAAAUGUGACAACAUAUUUGUGAACGGAAACCAGGGUGAAGUAAAGAUUGGAGACCUUGGAUUAGCAACCAUCCUAGAUAAUGCACGCUCAGCUCACAGUAUCAUUGGCACACCGGAAUUUAUGGCUCCAGAACUCUAUGAUGAAGAAUACAAUGAGCUUGUAGACAUCUAUGCAUUUGGGAUGUGUUUAUUGGAGCUUGUUACAUUUGAGUACCCAUAUUGUGAAUGUUCCAAUGCAGCGCAGAUAUACAAGAAAGUAUCUGAUGGUGAAAAGCCUAGUUCUCUGGCUAAGAUUGAAGAUCCUGAGGUUAGAUUUUUUAUCGAGAAGUGCAUCGCUAAAGCUUCACAAAGACUAUCAGCACAAGAGCUAUUGAUGGACCCAUUUCUCCGAGAUGAUGGUGAAAAAAUAUUCUAUCCAUUGCAGUCAAAUACGAAGGCAUCAGAUGGUGCUGGCAGUUCAAACUCAAGCAUGGGUUACAAAUAUGACAGAGAUGCAUCAUCUAUGGCAAUUCGGGAGCACACAGGUAGUUUUGCAGAAGAACACCCAAGUGAUAGGUACAUACACAGCACCAUGGAUCCACAAGCAGCCGCUGGUCGAAUAAUUACAGUCGAGAGUCAGAUGAAAGAUCUGAAUACGAUAUUUUUGAAACUGAGAAUUGCUGAUUCAACAGGUCAUGCUCAAAACAUCCAUUUCCCAUUUGACAUUGAAGCAGACACUUCCAUUAGUGUUGCAACUGAGAUGGUCGUGCAGCUAGAUCUCACUGACCAGGAUGUUACAGCGAUUGCAGAAAUGAUAGAUGCAGAAAUACGGGCUCAUAUUCCUGAUUGGGCAUUAGAAGAAUCGGUUGAAAACCAAGGAGAUGAAAGAGCUCAUUCUGAGACCGACAGUUCAGAAGCAGAUGAUGAAACUUCUGAGUUGCGUAAUGAGCCUAAUGCUACACAUAAUGGUUUUGUCCAAGAACACCUUCCCUCCGGACAUAAGUAUUGGUCGGACUCGCCCAGAAGAAACAUUGAAAUGUCUCACUCCGCAGUCGAACCACAUAUUGGUGGUAAUAUGCCUAAUGGGAUAUUGAAGAAGAAUGACACUGAUGACACAGUCAGCAAUCUUGGCACUUCUGUGGACUUGCCAAACCCAUCUAUGAUUGACAGGAAAUCUGGAGUAGCUUCUGUCAGCACCAGUCCUCAGUCUUUUGAUGAUGAGCAUAUUGAAGCAGAUGUUAGCGAGAGGUUAGUGAAUUUGCUAGCUCAGCAGCAAGAGGAGCUCAACGUGCUGCGAAGGAAGCACAAGGCUGACAUAGAAGUCAUCUUGAAAGGUGUGCCUGAAGAGCAUCGCGAAGAAACCUUAACUAGGUGCCGGCUGAAGGCAGAUGAGAGAAACAGAUCAGACAAACCUUAGCUGCAACACAUUAUCUUCACCGUGUGAUUUUUUUGUACCGGUGCCAUGGAGCUGUUUAGAACUAUUGUUGUGCAAAAGGUGGUCUCAGCUGUUCACUGUUCUUUUUUUUUUCAUGGAAUGGAGGAGCUGCAAGUGUUUGUGGAAUCUGUGACCAAGCGGUGCAAUACAUAUACGAUACUGAUGUAGCUGUCUGGAUUUUUGUUUUUGUUUUUUGUUUCUUGAAGGCAAGACAAAAGGUUUCUGCUCACCAAACAAAAUCUGCAGAUACCAUUGUGUUACUGUAUUCCUGAAUUGUUCAUGAGAAGUGCACCUCCUUGUUUUUCUCCCUCUCUUUUUUUCCUUGUAAUUUGAUGAUUUUUGGAACUAAGAAUUAAUGUUAAUGAUGUAAUACAUCAGUGUUUGAGCUGUUUCAUACUACUACUUGCAAUGAAAAAACAUAAGUUCCAAUUA